AGAGGCGGCGCAGACUGGAGCCCACCCAACUCCGGUUUCCCUUUCCCCCGCCCUCCGGCCCUCUCUAAACUUGUCCUGUCCUGUCCUGUCCAGCCUCCCCCCACCCCUCUCCCCGUCCUUCACCCCAGCCAUCCUCCUCCUCUGUGAGUGUGCGUGCGCCCCAUCCACUCGCUAAUUGAAGAGCUGGGAUUCCUCACGUGAGAAGUUGAUUUGUAGUUUGAACACGUGGCUCAUUCAAAAAGCCGGAAUAUUCAAACGAGGGUUGCAGCCCGCGGUGCGCGCCUCCCCGAGCCGCCAGGAAGAUGAACAAGCUCUACAUCGGCAACCUCGGCGAGAACGUCAGCCCUCUCGACCUGGAAAGUCUCUUUAAGGACUCCAAGAUACCCUUCUCGGGCCAGUUCCUGGUGAAGACGGGGUACGCCUUCGUGGACUGCCCCGACGAGAGCUGGGCCAUGAAGGCCAUCGAGGCACUUUCAGGUAAAGUGGAGCUGCAUGGGAAACUCAUAGAAGUUGAACAUUCGGUCCCGAAAAGACAAAGGAGUCGGAAGCUUCAGAUCAGGAAUAUCCCGCCUCACUUGCAGUGGGAGGUGCUGGAUAGUUUGUUAGCUCAGUAUGGAACUGUGGAGAACUGUGAGCAAGUGAACACUGACACGGAGACUGCAGUUGUAAAUGUAACAUAUGGCAAUAAGGACCAGGCUAGACAAGCAAUAGAAAAACUGAAUGGGUUUCAGCUUGAAAACUAUUCCUUGAAAGUUGCAUACAUCCCUGAUGAGAUGGCGGCCCAGCAACCUCCACAACAACAUCCCCAGGGAAGACGUGGAUUUGGACAAAGGGGUCCUCCGAGGCAAGGGUCACCCGGUGCAACCACACGGCAGAAACCACAGUCAGACGUUCCUCUGCGGAUGCUGGUUCCCACACAGUUUGUAGGAGCCAUUAUCGGGAAAGAAGGAGCAACAAUCAGAAACAUUACAAAGCAGACACAGUCCAAAAUUGAUAUUCAUCGUAAAGAGAAUGCAGGUGCUGCUGAGAAACCAAUUACCAUCCACUCAACUCCUGAAGGCUGCUCAACAGCUUGUAAAAUUAUUAUGGAGAUCAUGCAAAAGGAAGCUCAAGAUACUAAAUUUACAGAAGAAAUUCCCUUGAAGAUACUGGCACAUAACAACUUUGUUGGCCGACUUAUUGGCAAAGAAGGAAGAAACCUGAAGAAAAUUGAACAGGACACAGAUACUAAGAUCACGAUAUCGCCAUUGCAGGACUUGACACUCUAUAAUCCGGAAAGGACCAUUACAGUUAAAGGCAGUAUUGAAACUUGUGCCAAGGCUGAGGAAGAAAUUAUGAAGAAAAUCAGGGAGUCCUAUGAAAAUGAUAUUGCUGCUAUGAAUCUUCAAGCACAUUUAAUUCCUGGAUUAAAUCUGAAUGCCUUGGGUCUGUUCCCACCUUCUUCUUCAGGAAUACCACCUCCCGCAGUGAGUGUUGCCUCCGCUGCUGCUGCUGCUUCGUAUCCACCAUUUGGGCAACAGCCCGAGUCUGAGACUGUUCAUCUGUUCAUCCCAGCCUUGGCAGUUGGAGCUAUUAUUGGCAAGCAGGGACAGCACAUCAAACAACUUUCUCGUUUUGCAGGCGCAUCUAUUAAGAUUGCCCCUGCUGAAGGACCAGAUGCUAAGCUGAGAAUGGUUAUCAUCACUGGACCUCCAGAAGCUCAGUUCAAGGCUCAAGGGAGAAUCUAUGGAAAACUUAAAGAAGAAAAUUUCUUUGGACCUAAAGAAGAAGUGAAACUUGAGGCUCAUAUAAAAGUGCCAUCCUAUGCUGCUGGUAGAGUUAUUGGUAAAGGAGGCAAAACAGUAAAUGAGCUUCAAAACUUGACAAGUGCAGAAGUUGUAGUCCCUCGUGACCAGACACCUGAUGAAAAUGAUCAGGUGGUUGUGAAAAUAACUGGUCACUUCUAUGCAUGCCAGCUUGCUCAGAGAAAAAUUCAGGAAAUACUGGCUCAGGUAAGAAGGCAGCAGCAACAGCAAAAAACAUUGCAAAGCGGACAGCCUCAGCCAAGACGGAAAUAAAGGUUUAGGAAAUGGCCCAUCAGAGACAGAUGCCAGACCAAAGACAGACUGUGCGACGAGAGACGGGUGGUGAGCACCUGUUGAAGAUUUAUGCAGAAGAUCCACCAAGCCAAUCACCUGUUCGAGGACCAGGCAACCGUUGAACGCUGUCUCUGAGAAUGUAUUCUUUAGGCUCUCUCAAACUUUUGAAACCCAGCUUUAAAAUAAGGACCCCUUCACUUCCCUUUUGUUCUAUUCUCACAAUUUAACAUAAACUCGUUAGUCUUUUUUAUUGUUCUUAUUAUUCCCCAACAAUUUUAGAACUUGGUUUAAUGAAGCUUUCUCUUCUGAGUUCACUGGUUAAAAAAAAAAAGAAAAGAAAAAAACCAACAAAAAAAACAAAGAAAAGGCAUUGCUCUUAUAGGUCCAGUUGUAAAAGAAGAAACACAUUUGGAGGGUGGGAUUGCGGGUGGGCUAGGGUUAGAGCAAGGGUAUUGACAAGAGUUUAAGUGUUAGUCCCAAUGUUGAAACAAGUGGCAUUUUUUAAAAAGAAUUUGGUUGCAUUUUUACAUAACACUGCCAUGAAUAACCUAAGGGAAGUGUUGAAUGGUGUUGGCCAGGGCAUAAAAAGAUAAAUAUGCAUUUUACUAAACUACCUCAGGCAUUUAGUACCUCAAUGAGAAAUUGUUCCUUUUUUGCUUUUUUUUUUUGGUAUUUUGUAUACUUUAUAAAGCUAAUAGUUCUUGAGCAUUUUAUUUUUUUAAAAAAAAUUAAAAUUUGAUCAGCCACCAGCCAGGAGUACUACAGACUUAUCGGGGAAAAAUAUAGUAGAGCACUUCUAGCUGCUGGCUGAUGGGAGUAAGGUGGGUAAAAAAAACACAGCCUCAGAUUUCCUGAGGGCUUCAACACCAUCAUUUGUUUAAAAAAAAAAUUCAGUGAAUGUUCAAAAGAUAGUGAAUGAUGCCAACAUUCUGAUAGCAGCAAUGCCGUUUAGUUUUCUUUUAAGAUGGGAUGAAAAAGUUUGUGACGGUACUUUUUUGGGAACAGGACAAGGAAGUGAUGGCAAGAGGCUGGGGUUGGGGGAAAAAUUUAGAAGGCUGCAAGAGGCUGAAUUUUUUUUUUUGUGCUACUUGAUUGAAUGCAUGAACCCUUUGUGCCUUUGACCAUCACUACCUAAUAAUGCUACAUUUAACCAUUUGCAGCCCAUUUGGACUUUGCCAUUUUGUUCAAAGAGCAAGCUUCAUCUUCAGUUUGAUAGAACACUUGAUCUGCUGGAGCAUUUUUGAGGCCAGGAGGGUCUCUGCUGUCUGCAGAUCACAUCAUACUGCUUUCAGUUACCACGAUGGGGGAAGGUCAAACAGUGUUUGAUCACAUUGAAAGAUAAUGAAAGGCUAAGUUUACAUAUCCAGCCGCUGUUAUGGGCCACACUAAGCCACUUUGAAGGUUUUGAAAAUGAUUACAA
Messenger RNA from Corvus hawaiiensis (hawaiian crow), 3498 nucleotides. RefSeq names its product insulin like growth factor 2 mRNA binding protein 3 (gene IGF2BP3). Gene Ontology annotation, biological process: nervous system development; regulation of gene expression. The transcript has 16 exons. Bases 303 to 2057 code for a protein of 584 amino acids. The record is from RefSeq and is a predicted model, not a curated record. Gene Ontology annotation, molecular function: mRNA 3'-UTR binding. NCBI's taxonomy places the organism in Eukaryota, Metazoa, Chordata, Aves, Passeriformes, Corvidae. Gene Ontology annotation, cellular component: cytosol; cytoplasm; nucleus.